AUGCUGGCCUCAGGGCUGCUUCUGGUGGCUGUCAUAGUCUGCCUGAGUGUAAUGGUUUUAAUGUCCACUUGGCAACAAAGGAAGAUAUUUAGAAAGCUGCCUCCUGGACCCACACCACUACCAUUCAUUGGAAACUACCUGCAGCUGGAUACAGAACAGAUAUAUAACUCCAUUAUGAAGAUCAGCGAACGCUAUGGUCCUGUGUUCACCAUUUACCUGGGCACUCGUCGUGUCGUGGUUCUAUGUGGAUAUGAUGCAGUGAAGGAGGCUCUUCUGGACCAGGCUGAGGAUUUCAGUGGGCGAGGGGAGCAGGCCACCUUUGGAUGGAUCUUUGAGAACCAUGGUGUAGUGUUCAGCAACGGGGAGCGCUGCAAACAUCUCAGACGCUUCUCCAUCUCAACCCUGCGAGACUUUGGCUUGGGCAAGCGUGGAAUUGAGGAACGCAUCCAGGAAGAGGCAGGCUUCAUCGUGGAAGCAUUACGGAGCACAGGUGGUACUUUCAUAGACCCCACCUUCUACAUCAGCCAAGCAAUCGCCAAUGUCAUUUGCUCCAUUGUUUUUGGGGACCGUUUUGAUUAUGAAGACAAAGAGUUUCUGUCACUUUUGAGCAUGAUGUUACAAAGCUUCCAGUUCACAGCUACUUCGACUGGGCAGCUCUUAGAGUUUUUCAUGUCAGUGAUGAAGCACUUGCCUGGACCACAUCAAGAUGCUUUUAAGAACCUGACGGGGCUGAAGAAUUUUAUCAUUAAGAAGGUGGAGCAGAACCGAUGCACACUGGACCCCAAUUCCCCAAGGAACUUCAUCGACUCUUUUCUCAUCCGCAUGAAAGAGGAAAAAAAUAACCCCAAUUCAGAGUUCUUCAUGAAGAACCUGGUGAUGACCACACUGAACCUCUUCAUUGCGGGCACAGAGACAGUCAGUACAACACUGCGCUAUGCUUUGCUGCUGCUCAUGAAGUACCCAGAGGUGGAGGCCAAAGUCCAUGAGGAGAUUGAUCGAGUGAUUGGCAGGAACCGACAGCCCAAGUUUGAAGACCGGGUCAAGAUGCCCUACACAGAUGCAGUGAUCCAUGAGAUUCAAAGAUUUGGAGAUGUCAUCCCCAUGGGCCUGGCACGCAGGGUCACAAAGGACACCAAAUUUCGGGACUUCCUCAUCCCUAAGGGCACUGAAGUGUUCCCUAUACUGGGAUCUGUGCUGAGAGACACCAAGUUCUUCUCCAAUCCUGGUGAUUUCAACCCCCAACAUUUCCUGGAUGAGAAGGGGCAGUUUAGGAAGAGUGAUGCUUUUGUGCCUUUUUCCAUUGGAAAGCGAUACUGUUUUGGAGAAGGCCUGGCUAGAAUGGAAUUAUUUCUCUUCCUCACCACCAUCAUGCAGAACUUCCGCUUCAAGUCCUCGCAGGAGCCUCAGGACAUUGACGUGUCUCCAAAAUUUGUGGGCUUUUCCACCAUCCCUAGAAACUAUACCAUGUGUUUCCUGCCCCGCUGAUCCUGAAAUCUGCCAAGGCGCAGCAAGUGGAAGGGGGAAUAAGGGUGGGGCUGGAGGUUGGGAUGAG
Messenger RNA from Octodon degus (degu), 1552 nucleotides. Its product is annotated as cytochrome P450 2A13-like. NCBI's taxonomy places the organism in Eukaryota, Metazoa, Chordata, Mammalia, Rodentia, Octodontidae. Bases 1 to 1485 code for a protein of 494 amino acids. Gene Ontology annotation, cellular component: intracellular membrane-bounded organelle; cytoplasm. Gene Ontology annotation, molecular function: heme binding; iron ion binding; oxidoreductase activity, acting on paired donors, with incorporation or reduction of molecular oxygen, reduced flavin or flavoprotein as one donor, and incorporation of one atom of oxygen. The transcript has 9 exons. The record is from RefSeq and is a predicted model, not a curated record. Gene Ontology annotation, biological process: coumarin metabolic process; xenobiotic metabolic process.